AACACCUUCCGUUCUCCUUCCUACCCUGCCUCUUUCUGACGUCACGCCUCUGACUGUUGUGCGAGUCUUUCUCCGUUCACGCGCGCGCGAGAGCCCUCCCCAACUGGCGCGACCGUAGAGUCGCUCUAGCUCGUGAUUCAAAGUAGUGUAGACUUCUUGCCCGGCUCCAGCUGUCUCCGGUCUCUCCGGGAAUGAGAAGCGAUGGCCGGCUCUGCCAACGAGGAGAAAACCUUCAAGAGGUUCCUGGAGCUCUUUCUGCGGGAGAUGAGGCCACCUCUCCAGGAGGACGUACCUGUACCCAUGCGCCCCUUUUCGGACCUCAUCUCGGAGGACGAGGUAGAAGGGGAAUGCCUCGACCUGUGUCUUCAGCUCCUCUGUAAAUAUAAUUGCCCUUUCUCCUUGGCUGCAGCCCUGGCCCGUGGUACGGCUGAUAGCAUCCUGCAAAGCGAUCUUUCAGUGUACCAUCUCAACAAGAGCGUGGAGGAUGGGACCGAAACAUUGCCUCAGAUUGAUUCGGUGAAGCUAGCGCGGUUGGUCUAUAAUAAGCUGUGUGAGACGUGCUGCCAUUGGCUCAAGGAAUUCCCGUAUCGCCGACGCCACUUGCCGUACUACGAGACCUCCAUCCACGCCAUCAAAAACAUGCGACGCAAGAUGGAGGACAAACACAUGGUCAUUCCCGAUUUCAACACGCUCUUCAAUCUACAGGACCAGGAGGAGCAGGCGUUUUUUGGCGUGUUUGAUGGUCACGGCGGGGUGGAUGCCGCUAUCUACGCUGCCAACCACCUGCAUGUGAACCUGGUCAGACAAGAAAUGUUCAGUCAGGACCCGGGAGAAGCCUUGUGGCACGCCUUCAGACUGACAGAUGAACGAUUUGUACAGAAGGCAUCACGGGAGAACCUGCGCUGUGGUACCACCGGGGUGGUGACAUUUCUGAGGGGUCACACACUGUACGUAGCGUGGCUCGGAGAUUCACAGGUCAUGAUGGUCAGGAGAGGUCAACCAGUGGAGCUGAUGAAACCACACAAACCAGAUAGAGAGGAUGAGAAGAAGCGGAUUGAGGCUCUGGGCGGUUGUGUGAUCUGGUUUGGUACAUGGAGAGUCAAUGGAAGCCUGUCAGUGUCAAGGGCCAUCGGUGACUCAGAACACAAGCCCUACAUCUGUGGCGAUGCUGACCACACCACCUUCAACCUGGAUGGUAGUGAAGACUACUUGAUCCUGGCCUGCGAUGGCUUCUACGACACCGUGAACCCGGAUGAAGCGGUGCGAGUGGUCAGCGACCACCUGCAAGAAAACAACGGAGACACCGCCAUGGUAGCCCACAAGCUUGUGGCCUCGGCCCGCGAUGCGGGGUCCAGCGACAACAUCACGGUAAUCGUGGUGUUCCUCAGGGACCCCCGUCUGCCCCCACCCUCAGAGGAACCAGAGGAGGAAGCCGAAGAAGAACCUGUGGAAGAUCCAGGAGAGGAGGAGGAAGAGGAUGUGGAGGCUUUGCAGAGCGAGUUGGUGUGUCAGGACGGAGGGACCGAGAACGGAGGAAAGAAUCGGGGCGGCUGGCCACUCCAGCAAUGUUCCGCCCCGGCUGACUUGGCCUACGAAGACCGCAUGGAUUCGUUUACGGACAGAACCACUCUGAGCAUCACGGGGCCGGACCUGCGGGCAGAGACUGGCUGCUUCAGGCUCCCAGCUUCCUCGAGCCUACCCCCGGUGAGAACCAUCACCCCAGACCUCAUAUCCCCCUACGGUGGGACUGGAGCGGCCUGGCGCCCCUACCAAGACGAGGGCCUCUCUGGAUACAGGCAAAAUCCCCAGCCUAAACCGAGAGUCCCUUCUUACUCUCAGCACACCCCAGAUGGACAAUUGCUGGAGGUGGCUGCGCUCUUCCCCCAUGAGGGACGGAGGAAGAGGCGGAUGGAGUUUAUGCCGCUAAGGAGGGAAUCGCAGCGCUUGAUCCGGAGGGCCAGGGAAACCUACGGCCCACUUAGCUGCAUGCCCUAUCCUCUUCGCUCACCGGAGAGGAAGCCUGGGACGGCCUUUCCCCAUGUUAUCCACAGCAAAAGGGUCUAAUCAAUUACUUCCUUGCCCUAUCAUACUGCCCUCCAUCCCUAAGGCUAAAACUCAUAUCACGCAACCCAGACUGAGCACGCUUUGUCCCAAAACCUAGUGAGCUGCCCGAGUAGGCAGCAUUGCUUAAUAUUAGUGGUCCAAAUCAGUUACAUACAGGGUCUAUUUUAGUUAGGCUGCCUAUGUAGCCAGUAGGGAGCCUACUAGGUUUUCGGACAGAGCCAACUGAUACCACACCGCUGUAACGCUUCCUCUCUCAUUUUAAGAAUCCUUCAACACGCUUAUUCAGCUUAUUCAUCCUCAUAAACCUCUCUGAUCUGGUUUGUGUUAACACUAACCUUAAACACACUGUCUUCUGUUUAUCCACUCACACAUGGUUCUGAUGUCAUGCACACACGGUAUAGUAUCUUUUAACCUGAAAUAUCUGAGACAUGAUACAGCUCUUGGCCGCCGUGGGGUGAAUUCACUAAACAGUUUGUGCUGCAGUCUAGUUUAACCAGGUGCUAAAUGCAGCAUUAACAUGGCUAAUUUCUUGUGUAAAUUAAGCUUAUUAUAGAUUGUAAUUUAGGCUGAUUAUAGAUUGAACUGUAAGUCAGGUUUAUUCAGUAUUCGCUUGGCACUAUUAACGUUGCGCUAUUAUCGCCCACAGAAACCAUGCGGUAAAUUAAUUUUUAUGUAAAUGAGAUAUUUGGGAACUUUUUCCUGUUAAUCACGGCAAUAUUCAUGAAAUUAUAUCGAAACGUGCAUUGUUCAGAUGGGCAUUGUGAAAUGAUGCUGCACGUUCCCAUUUUGCUUGCUCAUGCAAGUUUGUGCCAUUAAGCUAUAUUUUUCAUCUAGGAACUUUUUGUAUCAGACACUAAACAUCACAGAUAGAAAUUGAAUGGCACUAUCAAAUGGUGCAAUAUAUUUUUAGUGAAUUCCCCCCACAUAUAUUUAUCUGUUUUAAUCCACCUCCAUAUUAAACUCCUUAUUUUCUAAAGCUAAAAAGAAAUUUCUGAAUUGCAUUUUAUUUUGGUCACAGUGUAGGGGUUUGUUAGAGUUAAUGAAUUGCAAACAUAUUGAUGUGUGUGUGAGAAAGCAUCUCUAGAAGACAUUUACUGUAUGUGCACUGUAAAUUUUGUUUGACCUUUUUCUGUUAUAUCAUUCCUACCUAUUUUUAUUUAUUUAAAGGAACACUCCACUUUAAAAAAAAAUAUUAUCAUUUUCCAGCUCCCCUAGAGUUAAAUAUUAGAUUUUUUACCGUUUUGCAAUCCAUUCAGCCGAAAUUAUUUUCGGACACUGCGUAAUAUCACUACGCCUGCUGCAGCCAUGUUAUGGCAGCAAAGUCUGUGAUUAUAACGCCAGAAUGAGAGUAUAGUUCUUAGCCAUAUCUGCCUAGAAAAUCACAACUUUUAAUUUUCAAUCGAUCUUAGUACACAAUGUAACUCAAGUUUUAAAUAGGAAAAAAAUCUAAAUUCUUUGGUUAUUUUUUAGCGCGAUGCUAAUGGUCUAAUCAGAUUCAAUGGAUUAUGCUAAGCUAUGCUAAAAGUGAUACCGCCAGACUCUAAAAUCAGCUGAAUGGAUUGCAAAACGGUAAAAAUCAAAUGUUUAACUCUAGGGGAGCUGGAAAAUGAGCUUAUUUUUUAAAAAAAGGUGGAGUGUCCCUUUAACAACUAGUUGGUUUGGGUGGCUGCCACAUCAAACGCAUUCAGCAUAUCUUCAACUACAUUUGAUGAUGCUAUCUAGGAAUAUCCAAAAUAACCUAUUGCAUUCCUAGUGAUCACCUACUGUAGACUCUGCUGCUUAGUUCAGAAACUAAGCAGAGAACGGUUUUAACAAUUAAAUUAUUUCGUAGAUAAGCUACCAGACAUAUCAAAUUUAGAUGCAGAUAUUUCAUAUAUAUUCCAAAUUUAAAACCAAAGACUUGAGUAUUUAUCAUGUUCAGACGCAUUAUAUCCACAGACAGUGUGCUUUCUGUGCCAAGUGGUACAAACAUAGCCACCUACAAAGAUAUUGGGCAGUUAUCAGAGACCUUGAUUAUGGCUACCGAGCACUGAGAUCUUCUUUAAUUGUCUAGGCCCUAGACAUGGAUAGACUGUAAGAAAAGUGGUCACAAUAUAUACCUCAGUUGUCACUGGGCCUGUACCCUAUCAAAAAGCAUACAUUUGCACCUAUCAAGUACAUAUUGGUACCAGAAAGAGCUUAUUAGUACUUAAAAAAAAUGUAUUAGUGUCAAGUUAAAGGUACAUAAUGGUGCCAAAUGUACACAUAUCUGUACAGCCCCACAGUCUAAAUGGUGGAUUAUUUUUUUAAGCCAGUGUUGGGCCAAAAAGAGACUAACCCAGCAGCUGGGUUGAAAUUAACCCAGAACACUUUUAUAUUUGACCCAACAAUGGGUUAAAACAGCACAGCAUUUUUUCGAGUGCAGUGACAACUUGGGCACAAAUUUUGACCUUUUUUUCUAACAGUAUAGGAUAGUUUAAACAGCGAAAUGUUUGCCUUCAUCACAGGCCUGUUUUAACAGUGGAUAUGUAAUAUAUAUUUUCUCGCUCUUUCACUUUAAAAAAUCUUAUAUAUAUAUAUAUAUAUAUAUAUAUAUAUAUAUAUAUAUAUAUAUAUAUAUAUAUAUAUAUAUAUAUAUAUAUAUAUAUAUAUACUAUAAGGCCUAUAAAGAUUUGUACCAUAUUUACCAUACAACAUUUUUUGUCAUAAAAUUUGCAGCCACCUCCAGUAACAAGACUGCUAUAUUCUCUCCUAAAAAAGUAUAGUUGGGGUCUUAUUACUCACAUUAUCUUAAAAUAAAGUCAUAUUCGGUGCAUAUUAUGAUGUCACUGUACACCACAAAUCACUACAGCCACUAUGCCAUUGGGUGGUUAUGUUCAAGAUACCAAUGUCACUUCGGUCCUUGACACUAACCACACCCAUUCUUUUGACUAAUAAUGCUGCAAGACAUUGUCUCACUGUCUUACAUCUAUGAUCAGAGGAAUGACAUGUGCCAUCCCUGCCGUGCCAUUGCACUAGAGACUUUCUAUUUCUUCAAUUUGAGAUAAUGGGUGGGGCAUGAGUGUCACAACGUGUUGUCAUUCCUCAUCUGCCUCCUGCCAACUCAUCUGGGCACAGCUUCACCCCCAUGUUCACAAAGACCCCUCCAAAGGACACCAGUGCAACCCUCUCAAUUCAGAAAGAGGUCUCGAAUCAGUUCCAGAUGGGAGAAAGUGAAGUGGAUUUUGAACUGGUUGAAACGGACAGGAAAGAUGAACGCUUGCCCCACGUUUCAAAUCUUCCGUCUAGUAUGCGAUUCGUCGCUUGGUUUUACACCCAAGGAUUCUGAGCAUGGUGUAAAACAUCACCAGCUGUCCCGCUAGCUGUAUCAUGCCUCAUAAUUUCAAGAUCUGCUCCUUGAUGGAUGACAAAAUGACUAGAGAUGUGCAGCUCUCAGGACGUGGACCUUAUAAAGAAGCUGCGCUGUUUAUGAUUCUGUUAUAGCCCUACCUUCUACCAUGAGCGUUUACUCCCUCCCUACACCCCUCUAGCACCUCAUACGGGGCACAAAUUAUAUAUCAAAAGUGUAGUAACUAACAUAUAUUGUAUACACGUAUGUAUGUUUCGAGUGUGUGCGUGGGUGCGCGUAACAUUUGGGAUGUGUAUGUGAAGUCUGUCGUAUAAAUGUGCUAUUUUAAUCAAUCACCACAGAUAACUCAGAUGGAUACAGAAGUCUAAUGCUUUUCAGUAACCCUUGCCCUCGUCACAUUUAAGAAGGUACUUGAAAAUACAGUACUUGAGCGUUAAGGGAAGCACGCGAGACAAAGCGUUGGGCACACAGUCGGGCUCCUGCGUAUUCACUGAAGUACCGCGGUGAAAGUGGUGGUGUGAUGAUGAGUCAAGAACCAAGUGUUUCUCUCCGUCUUCAUAUUCUUGAGCCUUGGCCCCGAGUGGACUGACUGUUACACACAGCGUAGCGUUCUGCGUCAAGGGUUCGAUUGACCUCACGUGAUGGUUUUGCCCUCCUCAUUUGCUGUCAUUGCUUUUUGUCCACGUACCGUCCAGUACUGCUCUUUUUCUGCUAGCAAUAAGAAACCUACGCAAGCCAUGAGUGAAGAGAGCUGCUUUAAAAGUGCUCGUCUUCACUGAAGCGAAGCCGAGGAAGGGUUUAAAGAAAACUAGACGGGGAGAGUAUCUAAAAAAAAAGAAACCUAUGUUACUGAUGAUCAUCACUGUAUUCUAUUAAACCUGUGUUGAUGAGAAACCA
Molecule: messenger RNA, 6289 nt
Organism: Paramisgurnus dabryanus
Lineage: Eukaryota; Metazoa; Chordata; Actinopteri; Cypriniformes; Cobitidae
Gene: ppm1e
Product: protein phosphatase, Mg2+/Mn2+ dependent, 1E
Biological process (GO): protein dephosphorylation; negative regulation of protein kinase activity
Cellular component (GO): nucleus
Molecular function (GO): cation binding; protein serine/threonine phosphatase activity
Source: RefSeq, a predicted model, not a curated record